UUUGGUGAAGCGACAGGCCGAUAACAACAUCGACAUCAUGUCCCCUGCCACCCCGCGGUUCGACGUGUCGGACGCCGCUAUUCCUCCCAUCGAACGCUCGGGCGUCUCUGACGACUGCGCCGCCGUGAAGACCGUGUUCCUGACCGACCCGCAUCACGCGUGGGGAGGCACCCGGCACGUCCUGCACGUCAACUUCACGGGACAGAUGUUCAACUAUCACACCAUCGUCUACGAUAUGAACCACAAGCCGUGGGCAAACGACUUCGAUCCCGCCGAGAAUCAGGUGUACUGGACCAACAUCUUCCAAAACCCUGUAGCAGGCAGCGUGGAGGCGGAACACAGGAACGGGUCCGGAACCAUAGAGCUCAUCACUAACGCUGGGCUGCAAGAGCCUUACGGCAUCGCCAUCGACCACGUCAGCAGCCAGCUCUUCGUGACCGACGCUAGCGGGAACAAGAUCGAGUCGUCUGACUUGUUCGGCGGGAGCCGCACUACCGUCGUCCCGGGGACCGCUCAGUCCCGCCCGUGCGCCAUCGCAACCGACUCGCUGCGCGGGUUCAUCUUCUGGACGGACUGCGGCUCGAGCCCGCGGGUAGUCCGUGCGAACCGGGACGGGAGCGGCCUGGCUGUCAUCGCGAGCACCAACCUCGUCAAGCCCUACGCUAUCGCCGUGGACUCCGCAGAGGCUAAGGUGUACUGGGGCGAUGGGUCCCGCGGUGUCAUCGAGAGGGCGGAUAUGGACGGCAGCAACAGGGAGUCAUUCCUGACCAUCCAGGGAGGCAGCGCCAAUAUGUACGGUCUAGACGUGGAUGAGUCUCACGUGUAUUUCACUGACUGGGCCACCCCCAGCUGCCUGCACGUGGUGAGUAAGGCCGCCCCGGCCGCCGACUACACCGUGGUGGGAGGAGUGCCCCUGCUGCAGUACCUCACCGACGUCAGGGUCUACGGUCACUGCCCCGCCGACUACUCCGGGUGCGACCCCAACCCGUGCCUGAACGGAGGCGCCUGCCAGCCGACUAACGGUGGGUACACCUGCGACUGUGCCGGCACAGGGUGCACAGGAAGGAUGUGCGAGUCACUGGAUGUGCCCACUACUACGCCGCCGUACGGAAACUGUGAGGAUGGCUGGCAUCAACUCGGAUCAACUGUUUUCAAGGUUUUCGAGACCCUCAGUACGCACGACGCUGCCCAGAGUACGUGCGAAGAUGCGGGGAUGUACGGGCGACUCGCCAUCGACAAGAACCCGGCCACACACGACUUCCUGUCCCGUCUGGUCUCGGCCCGGGACAGGUGCGACAUCAUCGGACUGGACGACAUCAGAGAGGAGGGGGUGUGGAGGCACGGUGACGGAACCCUGGCCAGCCCCCCGUUCGAUCCGUGGAAACCCGGGACGUGGAACAGCAACAAGAAGGACUGCGUGGGCAUCGACAACGGAGAAUGGGUUCCCGUGGAUUGUAACGAAGAGAACUACUUCAUCUGCGAACUACGCAUUAUUGGAUCGGUCUGAAUGACCGCCAAACGGAGGGAAACUUUGUCUACAGCGACGGGGAAGAGCUCGGACGGGAUAGCGGAACUUUCAGGCCGUUCUUCAAUGGCCAUGGGUGGAACAACCAAGGAAAUGACUGUGUGUACAUGAACCGCGGAAGGGGUCACUCGUGGGUUGUCUGGCAAUGCUCCAGGCGGAUGAGGUACAUCUGUCAAAUAAGUAAGUACUGCACCAGGUUUUUUUAUAAACCCCUCUCACACCCUUUCCAAUCCAGCAGGAUGUGUGGUCAUGGUGGCCGAAAGGUUAGCGUGUUUGGCCCACACCCCAGAGGUCCUGUGUUCGAACCCUCUAAUAUUCCCCGUUGGCUCUUAGUAAAGGGACUACUUAACAUGACUUUCUUCACUUCGCUCAGGGAAAUUGAGUACCUUACUGUGGCUAGAGACGUCUGUCGGAUAAGACGUUAAACAUUUUUUCAGCUUCCUACAGUAAUUGGUAAUUGGAUCAAACCUAAAGGGAACGGAUCGUCUGUAGGAUUUCCAAGGGCACGGUCACCUUGAAAUCAUCUGCUCAGUCGCUCAUAAAGAUCCAACAAACAAAUUGAGAUAUAUUAGUCUCAAGAAAAUAAUGCCUAUACCUUUGUGUCAAAUUUCAACUCAUUCGAUGAAAAAAGAGAUUGUCAUAAAAUCACUUGCAUUACUUUUUGACUCGUAGUAAUGUAGCCUUUAGAUGAAACGUAACCACGGACUAAAAUAUUUCUUCUUUUUUUUUCAAAGCUUUAUUUCAAUAUGUACAACAAGAGGUACAUACAUCAAAGCAUAAAAACAACCAACAUGCGGAUAUAAGAAAGGUUACACAAUU
This is a messenger RNA of Branchiostoma floridae (Florida lancelet), 2344 nucleotides long. RefSeq lists its product as uncharacterized. The record is from RefSeq and is a predicted model, not a curated record. Lineage: Eukaryota; Metazoa; Chordata; Leptocardii; Amphioxiformes; Branchiostomatidae.